This is a messenger RNA of Pieris brassicae (large cabbage white), 2561 nucleotides long. RefSeq names its product protein SCAI. NCBI's taxonomy places the organism in Eukaryota, Metazoa, Arthropoda, Insecta, Lepidoptera, Pieridae. The transcript has 10 exons. Gene Ontology annotation, cellular component: nucleus. Gene Ontology annotation, biological process: DNA-templated transcription. Gene Ontology annotation, molecular function: transcription corepressor activity. The record is from RefSeq and is a predicted model, not a curated record. Bases 756 to 2519 code for a protein of 587 amino acids.
CAGAAAGUUUAUAAUACAACUCGUUACUUGGUGAAUUCAUAGAAUACUGUCCAAAACUUAAUUUUUGCUUCCGCGUCGUUAGUACUGUAAAAGCCGGCUUACAAUUGCAAGUAGUUGUAAAUAUAAGUGCCUUAAGUGUUUCCCACGAAUUGGAUGCUAUAUAGUGGAUGAUGAGAUAAAAACAACGACGAUGAUGACAAUAAAAUAAAAAAUAAAAAGAGAUUGUCAGGGAUACCAUCGACCUCAACCCAUCGCCAUUCUAUUGAGUUGGAAAAUUUUCUGGAUCUUUCUUCGCAAACUGUUUCCGAUGUCAAUGGCAGCUCUUUAGGCUCUACAUCAUUAAGUGCAAGCCAAAUUAGCUUGCCCCCCCAAGUACCGAACCCUGAAGUAAUCGUUCGAAAAGCCAAUAAAUCUGUAGAAGAGAACGAUAAGGGGAAAUUAUGUUUCUUUAUAUUGAACAAUCGUGACCUGAGCUUGAUUGAAAAAGCUCUAAGGUGCCGUCUAAUAUCACGAGCUGAGUACGAAUUUUUUAAAAAAAAGAGGGAAAGAUUGAUAGAAUCCCAAAAAUUGUACAGCAUUCGUGAAAUAUUGAUUCAAUUGACAAAAGAAAAAAAGGACGGUGACCAAUCCGCAUCCAGUAGUGAUUAAGAAUUCCUCAUUCAAUUUUAUUAUUUCACAUUACUAAUAUCUAUUAGUACAUCUAUUAAACUAUCUAGAGUAUUUCGAUGUUGUAUAAGGUAUAACUUAUUAUAAAUAUGAAUGCCAUGGAUGGAGAGAGGAAAAUUAUAAUUGAAUUUUGUCACUUAUUGGAGAAAUCGAAAGUUCUGUUCAAUGGAUUAAGGGAACUACCCCAAUAUGGCCACAAGCAAUGGCAGUCAUACUUCGGCCGCACGUUCGAUGUUUACACCAAAUUGUGGAAAUUUCAACAACAACACAGGGACGUACUAGAUAGUAAAUAUGGUUUAAAGAGAUGGCAGAUAGGAGAGAUCGCAUCGAAAAUUGGGCAGUUGUACUAUCACUUCUAUCUGAGGACUAGUGAAACUGCUUACCUUCGGGAAGCAUUCGCGUUUUACCAGGCCAUCAGAGCGAGGCGAUACUACACACAUGCAGUUAAAGAGGACAAGUGUGAACUAAUGGUGAAAAAGCUACGAUAUUAUGCAAGAUUUAUUGUUGUAUCAUUAUUACUGAAUAAAUUAAAACUUGUUGACGAUCUUAUAAGAGAACUCGACAAUCAAAUAAUUGAGUAUGGAACCGCGUAUAACGCUGAAGACCAAAUGGAAUGGACUGUAGUUGUUGAUGAAGUUAAAGCUUUCCUUGAUGCCGAGCCAGCCGUUCAGGUUAUGUACAAUGAUAUGCCGGCACCCGACAUGUCUAAUAGAAUCCAUCCCGACCAUACGCCAUACGUUGAAAGAGGACCCCACAUGCAUUUAACUUUACAAGACGUAAUUAUAAUUGGUAGUAGUACACAACAGGCAAAAUUUUCUGAACUCACAAUCGAUAUGUAUAGAAUUCUUCAGAUAUUGGAAAAAGAACCAAUUGGCCCAGCACCUCAGGCCCUGAGUGAGGAUAUUCCUCCUCACGGGCCACCACCAGCUCCACAUUCUACGCAAAGAGGUUACGUGGUCGGGGACAGCUUCCGUCGGGACAAUCCGCACAAGUACUUGUUAUUUAAGCCAACCGCACUGCAAUGCCUGGUCUACCUAGCGAGCAGUUGCAAUGAUUUGCCAUUAAACGGAGCGAUUUUAUUAUACAUUUCGGCGGAUGGCUAUAUCCCGUCUCACAGUCGUAACGCUGACAGCAUCACUGGCUAUGAAGGCGGAGGGUAUAUAACAUCUGGCAAAUUAGAUCCAAAUCGGGAUUCAACAAGAGAAUCCAGGGGACAAUCACAAGAAAGAGGGAGCAGGGGAAAGGAUCAUUAUCUGUUGUACCCUGGCGACAUUUACCCUUUUACUAGAAAACCGUUGUUUAUCAUAGUUGAGUCGAAUUGUUCUGGACUCAUGCAAAAUAUGCCCCGCCAUUUCAAUCAGCCACUUGUGAUGUUAUUGUCAGCUCAAGAACUUCCAGCAAACCUAGCAGAACGAUGUCAUCAAGGUAAUCUCCUAACGUUGUUCCUUAACAAUCCUUUGAUGGGAUUCUGUGCAUCGUGCGAGCUUUUCACAAUAGAAGAAGGUCUACUGGACGUAUGCGAGACUUUAGUCCUCGAUUUUAUGUUCCAGUGUGCACAGUUAAUACUCCGAAUUCGUAUCGAUAUGAACUUCUUCGCUUUCAUGGGCGAUGAGUUCCUUCGAACGAUAAUACUACGGUACCUCUUCUGUGAAUGCUCUCUGCGAUUGAAUAGAAACUUCCGUUCCCGGUCUCAGAUCGUCCAUUCAACGCCUCCGAUGCCCGAAGAGCUGCUGGCAAAUUCCACCCUCGUUUCAAUUAUUUUGAAAAUUUCUGACCAACUCGGAGUUAGGAAUUACUUUUCAGAUGUUUCCGGACCGGGAUCGGGGCCAAGGGACAGUAGGGAUCAAAAUUAGGAACCAAUUUGUGCUCAAUUAUAAUUAACCUCUUAUAUGGAU